AUGGCACCGCGACUAACCAUGCCACCUCUAUCCACCACCCUCCUCCUAUGGGCAGGCUUCCUCGCCUCGUCCGCCAACGCAGCCAUAACGUCCCAAUUCCAGAAUUUCUACCCGCAGCACGGCGACAAGUAUGAGUACAUCCUGCACCACAACUGCAGCACGCAGUUCGCCAACUACCUUACGGGCCGCACGCACGACUUUCCUAUCGAUUGGCUCGGCGGCGGCAGCAAGCCCACCGUCCUUACGGAGCCCGUGAUCCUCUGCCUCCUGAACAACGUAUCCGAGUACAUCAAGUCAGCCUCUGCGUCCGCACAGGUGCUCCUGGGCAUCACGCCGACGCUCCUCGCCCUCCUCGGCGCCAGCACGGAGGAGCUAGCCAUGCUGACCGUCCUCGGCCGCCGCCCGCUUCUCGCGCUCUUCCUCUCCAUCGGCAGCCCGGCCGUCUACGUCAGCCGCGCCUUCGAGUUCCACGACCCGCGCCAGCCGCUGCGCGACCGCUGCGGGCGCUACCACCUCUUCCGCCCCGCGUCGAAGGCCUCGCGCUGGGCGCUGGCGGCGGCACAGUACGCGGUCGCCCUCGCGGCGGCCGCCAACAUCGCCACGCUGAACUGGGAGCUCGGCGUGCGCACCGCGUGCACGUUCUGGACCGAGACCAUCUUCGCGCCGCUGCUGUGGGGGAUCCUCAGCGUGCCGAUCCACAUCGCCGGCACGCUGGCGCUGCGGCUGCGCGUGCGGCGGACGACCCGGGGAGCCGGCGAUGACGAUGUGCGCUACACCUUCGCGCAAUGGCUCCGCGCCACGCCGCGGCGCGUGGCUGGACUGGCGCGCAGCGAGUGGACGCCGUGCGCGGCGCAGGACGAGCUGCGCGUCGUCGCAUUCGACGAGGGCAAGACGUUCAUCUCUUGGGCGUGGCUGCUGUCGACGUGCACCAUCAUCCACAUCCUGUUCGGGACGCUGCUGCUGUCGAGCCUGCUGUUCGUCGGCCCCCAGGACGCGCUGGGCGUCAUUGUGAGGUACAUGGCGUCGGUGCUGGCGUGUCGCGUCGUGCUGAUGUUUGAGAUUGCCGGGAUGCGCGAGAGGUAUGUGGCCGGGCCGUCGGAGGAUGGGAGGGUUGAGAGGCUGAUUUUGGGGAGGGAGAUUGGGAAGGGGGGCGUGAGGUGA
Messenger RNA from Anthostomella pinea, 1161 nucleotides. NCBI's taxonomy places the organism in Eukaryota, Fungi, Ascomycota, Sordariomycetes, Xylariales, Xylariaceae. The record is from the annotation of a GenBank genome assembly.